Thunnus maccoyii (southern bluefin tuna) is the source of this 6867-nucleotide messenger RNA. Its product is annotated as ribosome biogenesis protein ERB1-like. The transcript has 5 exons. Bases 395 to 1888 code for a protein of 497 amino acids. The record is from RefSeq and is a predicted model, not a curated record. Lineage: Eukaryota; Metazoa; Chordata; Actinopteri; Scombriformes; Scombridae.
AAUACACUUUGUUUAUUCUGCAGAGAGAACACAACAGUAGCUAUUUGAUGCAGCACCAUCAGCUUUUUAAAAAUUGUUUCAAAGCAGCAAAGCAUCGGUCAGCAUGUUAAACUCAUAGGUUAAACUAUAUCAAUAUAUAGAAAAUGUAUGAACACAAAUAUAUCAGAUUUAUUGACUCACAGGUGGAGUCAUGGCAACCGAACGGUGAUGCGUGACCGAGGUCAUUUAAGAUCUGCAGAACUUUCCACUUUCUCACUUUGCAUUCGGACUGGACUCGACUGGACCUGUUGCAAAACCUGAACACCGGAAAGCAUCUUGGAAAAAAGCGGAUCUUGUUGGAGAACUAAACCAGAGGAGAACUGAUCUUUAGCGGGAAAAGCAACCUGCUGGAAAAAUGCCUAUCAGCACCUCACCUAUCAGAGAGGAACACCUGCUGCCUGGAGGCCAGCGUGAGCCGGACUAUCAUCAUGAAGGUGUCUUCUACAUCAUUGAACGCCCUGCAGCUGAGGGGAUCCCUGAGCUAAUCAGGAUCAUCGACAGGGAAGAAGGUAACACUCUUCCAAUCUAUAUCUCCUCGGACGAUGAGGAAGCAGAGGUUGCAGUCAUUCUAGGGGAAGAUGAAGGUGAAGGCAUUCCCCCUCUGUCCUCGGAUGAUGAAGAAGAGGAAGAAGAGGCUGAGGAUGUCCUUGAGGGCAAUGCAGAUGUGGACAUUCCUCCUCUCUCCUCCACUGAAGAAGGUGAGAAUGAGGAAGACAAUCAUCAAGAGGCUGAGAGUGAUGAAGACACUGACAGUGAAGACACGGACAGUGAAGACACUGAUGGUAGUGAUGACUGGUCUGGGUAUUCUGACUGGAGCAGCGAUGACUCUGGGUAUGAGUCCAUUGGAGAGGAUGAUGAAAAUGAUGAUGAUGGUGAUGAUGAUGGUGAUAAUGCUACUGAUAAGGAUGAUGAGGCUGAUGAUGAAUUUGAUGAGGAGGAAGAAAAUGUCAGACCCCUGUGCUUCCAAGAUCUACGACCACCAGAACCUUGGCUGUACUGGGAUGAACCAGUUCCUCUUACAAUUGUUGAUUUUGUGCGUCAUACUUAUCAGCAUCUUGAACUUCCUCAUCAGCUUCUUCAACUUCCAGAGCAACAUCUUGAACUUCCUCAUCAGCAACUUCAACUACCAGAGCCACAUCUUGAACUUCCUCAUCAGCUUCUUGACCUUCCAGAGCAACAUCUUGAACUUCCUCAUCAGCAUCUUGAACUUCCAGAGCAACAUCUUGAACUUCCUGAGCAGCUGGAACAACCUGAUGAUGAUGAUGAAUGGAGCACAUUUUCAGAACACUCCACCUGUGAGGAAAGCCUCGGAGAAGAGGAUAGUUCUGAAAAGCUGACUCCCUCAACUUCUGGCCUCUUCUCCCCAACAAAGAGAAGCAGAGAGGAGAGCUACAGGGAGAUGAAUCCUGCUAAGAGGCAGAGAGGGAGCUGUGAAGAAAACUUCAGAGAGAAUGAGAACUCAGAAGACCUGAGACCCUUGACUUCUGGCCUCAGCUCUUCUACAAAGAGUAACAGGGAGGAGCGCUUCACAGAGAUGAAUCCUGCUAAGAGGUUGAGAGGGAGCUGUGAAGAUAGUCUCAGAGAGAAUGAGAACUCAGAAGAGCUGAGACCAUCGACUUCUGGCCUCAGCUCCUCUACAAAGAGGAGCAAGGAGGAGAACUACAGGGAGAUGAAUCCUGCUAAGAGGCUGAGAGGGAGCUGUGAAGAUAGCCUCAGACAGAAAGACAGCUCAGAAGAGCCAAUUCCAUCAAUGUCUAGUCCUGGGUCCUUCAUAAAUAGGAGCUUUGAGAGACACUGUGAGGUUUUUCCCGUGAGGCCAUGGUGGUAUAACGACAGUGACAGUGAUUAGGAUUGUCAACCCUUUAUAAUGCAGGACUGACUGACCAUCUGGAAACAGCAGGAUUUGGUAGCUGGAUUUUUUUUGUAACCCUGAGGAGUGGCCUUUGCGUCUGGCGGGGCUGGCAGUACCCUAGGUAGCGUCUUGCACUGGGGUCUAUCUGUAUCCAGUAACUGAAUUUGUUUUUGUGACAAUAAGGGCUGUCCUUUGCAUCUAUCGGGGCUGGCAGUACCCUAGGUAGCGUCUUGCACCAGGGUCUAUCUGUAUCCAGUAACUGAAUUUGGUUUUGUAACAAUAAGUGCUGUCCUUUGCGUCUGGCGGGGCUGGCAGUACCCUAGGUAGCGUCUUGCACCGGGGUCUAUCUGUAUCCAGUGACUGAAUUUGGUUUUGUAACAAUAAGUGCUGUCCUUUGCGUCUGGCAGGGGUGGCAGUACCCUAGGUAGCGUCUUGCACCGGGGUCUAUCUGUAUCCAGUGACUGAAUUUAUUUUUGUAACAAUAAGUGCUGUCCUUUGCGUCUGGCGGGGCUGGCAGUACCCUUGGUAGCGUCUUGCGCCGGGGUCUAUCUGUAUCCAGUAACUGUUUUUUUUUUUUUACAAUAAGUGCUGUCCUUUGCGUCUGGCAGGGCUGGCAGUACCCUAGGUAGCGUCUUGCGCCGGGGGUCUAUCUGUAUCCAGUAACUGAAUUUAUUUUUGUAACAAUAAGUGCUGUCCUUUGCGUCUGGCGGGGCUGGCAGUACCCUAGGUAGCGUCUUGCACCGGGGGUCUAUCUGUAUCCAGUGACUGAAUUUGGUUUUGUAACAAUAAGUGCUGUCCUUUGCGUCUGGCGGGGGUGGCAGUACCCUAGGUAGCGUCUUGCACCGGGGUCUAUCUGUAUCCAGUGACUGAAUUUAUUUUUGUAACAAUAAGUGCUGUCCUUUGCGUCUGGCGGGGCUGGCAGUACCCUUGGUAGCGUCUUGCGCCGGGGUCUAUCUGUAUCCAGUAACUGUUUUUUUUUUUUUUUACAAUAAGUGCUGUCCUUUGCGUCUGGCGGGGCUGGCAGUAACCUAGGUAGCGUCUUGCACCGGGGGUCUAUCUGUAUCCAGUGACUGAAUUUAUUUUUGUAACAAUAAGUGCUGUCCUUUGCAUCUGGCGGGGCUGGCAGUACCCUAGGUAGCGUCUUGCGCCGGGGUCUAUCUGUAUCCAGUGACUAAAUUUGUUUUUGUAACAAUAAGUGCUGUCCUUUGCGUCUGGCGGGGCUGGCAGUACCCUAGGUAGCGUCUUGCACCGGGGUCUAUCUGUAUCCAGUGACUGAAUUUGGUUUUGUAACAAUAAGUGCUGUCCUUUGCGUCUGGCGGGGCUGGCAGUACCCUUGGUAGCGUCUUGCACCGGGGUCUAUCUGUAUCCAGUAACUGUUUUUUUUUUUUUUUACAAUAAGUGCUGUCCUUUGCGUCUGGCGGGGCUGGCAGUACCCUAGGUAGCGUCUUGCACCGGGGUCUAUCUGUAUCCAGUGACUGAAUUUAUUUUUGUAACAAUAAGUGCUGUCCUUUGCGUCUGGCGGGGCUGGCAGUACCCUUGGUAGCGUCUUGCGCCGGGGUCUAUCUGUAUCCAGUAACUGUUUUUUUUUUUUUUACAAUAAGUGCUGUCCUUUGCGUCUGGCAGGGCUGGCAGUACCCUAGGUAGCGUCUUGCACCGGGGUCUAUCUGUAUCCAGUGACUGAAUUUAUUUUUGUAACAAUAAGUGCUGUCCUUUGCGUCUGGCGGGGCUGGCAGUACCCUAGGUAGCGUCUUGCGCCGGGGUCAUUCUGUAUCCAGUGACUGAAUUUGUUUUUGUAACAAUAAGUGCUGUCCUUUGCGUCUGGCGGGGCUGGCAGUACCCUAGGUAGCGUCUUGCACCGGGGUCUAUCUGUAUCCAGUGACUGAAUUUAUUUUUGUAACAAUAAGUGCUGUCCUUUGCGUCUGGCGGGGCUGGCAGUACCCUAGGUAGCGUCUUGCGCCGGGGGUCUAACUGUAUCCAGUAACUGAAUUUGUUUUUGUAACAAUAAGUGCUGUCCUUUGCGUCUGGCGGGGCUGGCAGUACCCUAGGUAGCGUCUUGCACCAGGGUCUAUCUGGAUCCAGUGACUGAGUUUGUUUUUGUAACAAUAAGUGCUGUCCUUUGCGUCUGGCGGGGCUGGCAGUACCCUAGGUAGCGUCUUGCGCCGGGGUCUAUCUGUAUCCAGUAACUGUUUUGUUGUUUUUUUUUACAAUAAGUGCUGUCCUUUGCGUCUGGCAGGGCUGGCAGUACCCUAGGUAGUGUCUUGCGCCGGGGGUCUAUCUGUAUCCAGUAACUGAAUUUGUUUUUGUAACAAUAACUGCUGUCCUUAGCGUCUGGCGGGGCUGGCAGUACCCUAGGUAGCGUCUUGCACCAGGGUCUAUCUGUAUCCAGUGACUGAAUUUAUUUUUGUAACAAUAACUGCUGUCCUUUGCGUCUAUCUGGGCUAGCAGUACCCUAGGUAGCGUCUUGCACCAGGGUCUAUCUGUAUCCAGUGACUGAAUUUGGUUUUGUAACAACAAGUGCUGUCCUUUGCAUCUGGCGGGGCUGGCAGUACCCUAGGUAGCGUCUUGCACCGGGGUCUAUCUGUAUCUUCUCUGAUCCAAGCCUGAGCAAACCUUUGCUGUUGCUCCUUUGUGUCAAUGGAAGCCAGUUUAAAACUGACUCCUACAUCUGCCACUGUGGCUUGAGGCUCAGUGGGCUUCACAAGGAGGAGGAGCCAGGGACCAAAAAACACAACAACAACAAUGGAGGAUCUGCUCAUCCACCCAACUGUAAAUCAUAUAAAGUUAGGAAAAUGUAAGUACAAGCUUCUGACUUAGAAUGAAAGUAUCUGGUUUCUUUCCAUUUAAUAUCACUUAUUAUCCAUUUAAUGAUCACUUAUUUAUACAUUUUGUCACUUAUUUAAUGAGUCAAAGAUUACUCACUUUGUUUUUUCUUAUUUUUUAAAAUGAUUUUUUACUGAGGUGAAGAUUGCUUUACAAGAUACAGGCAUGGAAAUCAUUAAUGACAACAUUAACACAUGAAUCUUGCAAGCCUUAUAUUGUAACUCAGUCAUUACUUAUCUUACUCACUCUGUUGUACUCAUUGUUGUAUUUUUUUCUGAGGUGCAUUUGGCUGUGACAGGCAGAGUUUUUUGUCACAGAAGUGCAGAAGGCUGUAGAGCUGUAGUGUGACGCAGCAGGUCCACCAGUGAGUGAACACGUCGAGCAUCAUCAACCAUCCAUCCACCGGUCAGACAACCCUGAUCUUGAGAACCACAGCUUCACACUUCAAUAAGAGUUAUGUAUCACAGGUUCUUAGUACUCAACAUUCUGGAGGCCACCCUGUUUAACAGAGCAGAUGGCUUUCUAUCAUGCUGUUGUUUUGUUGUAUAUCCACAGCCUCCAGGAUUAUAUGGACUGCAUCAACCUCCCCACAGGAAGCGACAACAUGAAGGACAGAGACUCAACUUUCAAGCAGUACAUCCAGGGUUCCCGUGAUGACAAAGAAGAAAUGCUAACACUUGACACAUCACAGGAUAAGCUGGGAAGCUUCAGUAGACUGAACAAGGCAGGACUCCUGUGUCUCCUGGGGCACCAGGCAGUAGAUGGCAACCAGCCAAUGAUCCAAGGAAGCUCCAGCACCAUAGCACCAAACACAAUCAACCACUUUCAACACCAAACUUUCUUCCAGACCCAAUCGGAAGGGGUGAUUCCCUAAAUCCCCCAUCAAUCCCUCUCUCACCAGUCAAGAAGAUGGAGAGGAUGAACACAAGAGUAGGGUUUCAGUCAACUAACAGAGAAAGACUCCUGAAGUCAAACAACCAUCGCAGAAAGCUCCAGCACCACAGCUCUGGGCACCCUGAACCACUUUCAGCACUAAACUUUCAUCCAGAAAGGAUCUCUCAAUCCCCUCCAGCCCACCCUCCUCCAGCAGUCAAGAGGACAAGGAGGACCAGCUCGAGAUCAGUGUUUCAGUCAACUCAGAAACAGGCCUGGUGCCACAAGGAAUCUUAAGGGGGCUUAGCCCCAUCAGUUAUAUUUUCCCCCCGUCUGUUUAAGAUUUAUGUAUCUACAGAAAAAUAGCAAAACCAACAAAAUUAUUGGCUGAGAUACACAUACACAAGACUAUCGCUUAACUGUUGUUUCAGAACAAUGGACAGUGCUGUUUGUGGUGUGUAGGGGGUGUGUGCGCCACAACAUGAUAAAAAAAAAAAAAAGCCAGACAGAGAAUCGUUCAUAAAUUAAAAAAUAUUUAGCUCUCAGCUAGUGCAACAUUCUUAUGUGAGUGCUCUGGUUAGUAAUUGUAUUGUAUUUUGAAACAGUAGACUUAAGUUGUUGUUAUUUAGCCUUUCUGAGGCUAUUGGAUGGUUAAAUCAAUUAAUUUUAUUUUAUGAAAAAAUUUGCCCCUUUGCAGUUUUUAACAGCCCCCUAAGUCACUUCAUCCUGGCGCUGAGCCAGUUAAGAAAGAAAGUAAGCCCCUUAUAAACUCUAGAAAAGUCACCAAAUUGAGAUAAUCUUGAAAAGACAAAAUUAACAUUACAUUUCAGGAUAUUUCUUAUCAACUUGAAUAAUAUAUAUAGUAAAUAUUCAUUACUUGUUCUCAAGUCCAGUGUGGGAAAAAAACAAAUAUCCAUUUGGAAGAAUUGACAUCUUGGUAAUCCAAUUAGUUAUUCCUCACAACCAAAUGGGGCAUUAUGUUCUAUGGCAAUGAUUUUUUGGUUAAAAAGAAUAAAUAGCAGACAUGAGGGUGUUUUUUGUUGUUGUUGUUUUUUUCUAUGUGAUGAGUUGAAUGCUUAGAUAUCAUUUGUAUAUAUUAUAUAACCAUGUAAUAUACAUGAUAACACAUAUGGAUAUCAAGAUAGUGUAGGAAUAAAUUGUUAACUCUGUAUCCCGUCCAUAUAAUUGAAUGGUAGCUAGUGUUUAUAGGCACUAUUUUUAUGUACUGAGUCUGCCUAAUGUACUUGUGGUGUUGAAUUAAAUAAAAAACAACUAAAUCUAAA